AUGGUGGCUCUGCUCUCUGGAGAGCACCAGCUGGGGAGCCCCGGCUUUCCUUCAGCGGCUGACUCGCUCCACAACACCGGCUGGUGGUGGCUGGCAAACACCACGCUGGGAUGUAUGCUGAUUGCCUCCCAACUCGAACCAACAUAUGCCAGGAGAGUUUAUCCCUGUUUUGAUGCCCCUGCCAUGAAGGCUACAUUUAAUAUCAGAAUUGUCCAUGACCCAAGCUAUGUGGCUCUUUCCAACAUGCCUGCUAUUGAUGUAUCUGAAAUGAAGGAUGAAAAUGGAAGCCUGUGGACUGUUACCACAUUUAACACUUCUCUGAAAAUGUCAACUUACUUGACUGCUUUUGUGAUUUGUGAUUUCGAUUAUGUCACCAGAACCGAGCGGGGAAACGAGAUACGUAUUUGGGCUCGGAAAGAGGCAGUUAAAAAUGGGUAUGUUGACUAUGCUUUAAAUAUCACAGGACCAAUAUUUUCAUUUCUGGAAGACUUGCUUAACGUCAGCUACCCUCUGCCAAAGACAGAUCUGGUUGCACUGCCUGAUUUUGGAGCAGGUGGCAUGGAAAACUGGGGACUAAUGACUUUCCAAGAAUCAUCAUUGAUGUACCUCCCAAGUGAUAAACUCACAAGCAGAAAGGCAAUGAUUGCCAUAAUUGUGUCACAUGAGCUAGGACACCAGUGGUUUGGAAAUCUGGUUACAAUGAACUGGUGGAAUGAUCUGUGGCUUAAUGAGGGACUGGCAUCUUACUUUGAGUACCUGGGAGCUACCUUCAUUGAACCCAAACUUUCACUGGAUAAAAUCUUUUAUGAUCAUGUUGUACAACCUGUCUUAAGGGAAGACAAUGAAAUAGGAGUUCGAUCACUGUCAGAGAGUGAAGACAAGAUCAAAGGAUCAUUUUCUUUAAUGUCUCUGUUUGACAGCAUCACAUACAACAAGGGGGCUUCUAUUACCUGGAUGCUUUCUGGUUUCCUGACUGAGAAGUUGUUUAUCAGAGCACUCACUUCAUAUCUGAAAGAAUUUUCCUUCUCAAAUGCUAACCAAGAUGAUCUCUGGACCCACAUACAGAUGGUUGUAGAUGCACAGGAUGAAGUUCAGUUGCCAGCAUCUGUAAAACAAAUCAUGGAUUCCUGGACAUGCCAAAAUGGGUUUCCAGUUUUAACAUUAAAUCUAACCACUGGCACAAUCAGUCAGGAACAAUUUCUUAAUAAAAAGAAUGAAAACAGUACUGAUUCUUACAAUAACACAUGGAUUAUUCCUAUUUCUUGGAUGAGAAAUGGAUCAUCACAACCCUUAAUGUGGCUAGAUAAAAGCAGCAAAGUGUUUCCUGAAAUACAAGUAUCGGAGUCAGAAUAUGACUGGAUCCUGCUAAAUGUAAAUUUAAGUGGAUACUACAGAGUGAACUAUGAUAAAUUAAACUUAAAAAGAUUAGCACGCGUGCUCGAAAGUGAUCCAAAGGUNNNUCCUGCUGUCAGCAGGUUCCAGCUGAUAGAUGAUGUUUUUGCAUUGACACAGUUUGGAUACAUUCAGAUUGAAACAGCACUUGAACUAACAAAGUACCUUGCCAGAGAAGAUGAACUCUUCAUAUGGAAUGUGGUAUUGUUAAACCUAGUACCUGAGAAUUUGGAAGGUACUCUGAAGAAUUAUGAAGUAUAUCCACUUUUAAAGAAAUACCUUUUAAAGAGAAUGUUGCCAAUAUACCAUUAUUAUGCAGGUUUUAUUCGUCAAAAUGUUGAUGCUUUGGAAGAUGACUAUUUUGCUCAAGUGUAUCUGGAAAAACUUUUUGCAACAGCGUGCUGGAUGGGCCUCCAAGACUGUUUGAAGCUGUCAUCUGAACUGUAUGCUAAGUGGAUGGACAACCCUGAGUACAAAAUUCCCUUUUUAAUUAGAAGAACAGUCUGCUGCUAUGGUAUUGCAGUGGGAAGUGAUAAAGAAUGGAAUUUCGCAUGGGAGAUGUAUAACCAUACCAACUCCACAAAGGAAGAUAAAGACAUCCUGCUCUCUGCCAUGAGCUGUGCCAAAGAGUCAUGGUUACUUUACAGAUACUUGCAAUAUGGACUCAGUGAUACAUUAUUUUCUUCCAAUUGUACUUCAAUCAUCAUCUUAUAUGUCGUGACUAAGGAUAUUGGGCACCGUAUAGCCUGGGAAUUUGUUACGGAAAAUUGGCCACUUUUGAGUGCAAGAUAUGGGAAGGAAUUAUUACAUGAUGUAUUAAAACUCAUGGGAAGAUUCGUCAAUACAGAUGUACAGAUCCAAGAGUUGCAGGUUUUUUAUAAUACUACAGUGGAAGAGAAAGAGAGAGUGGCUACUACUCUACUGCUGGAGUAUACAAAAUUUGAAAAUAUGGAAAGGAGAGAACUGCUAACCAAAGUUGCCAACUGGUUACAGAAAAAUGUAGAUGAUUGA
This is a messenger RNA of Nipponia nippon (crested ibis), 2403 nucleotides long. Lineage: Eukaryota; Metazoa; Chordata; Aves; Pelecaniformes; Threskiornithidae. The record is from RefSeq and is a predicted model, not a curated record.